AUGCCGUCAUCUACUCCCGCAGACGAGAAACGGCAGCGCAAGAAGCUCCAAAACCGAGUAAAUCAGAGAGCACGUCGUCUCCGGCUCAAGAAUGAGCAGGGCAAAGGCCAAACCACCCGUCCAUACAGCGUCCACCGCUGGCGAGUCUCAGAAUACGAGACACCAUCAUCAUCAACCUCACCAACCAAUAACCACUCACACACCCUUUCUCAAGCACAGAACCUCUCUCAAACACAAACACAAACAGACCCUGAACCCUCCCUGACUUCAUCAUCAUCAUCAUCAUCAUCAUCCUCAUCACCCUCACCCCCCUCCCUACCCACCUCCUCCACCCCAAAUAUAUCCUCAGACCACCUCCUCCACCUAAUAACCCACAACGUCUUCCGCGCCCUAUACACCAACAAAC
Aspergillus niger is the source of this 406-nucleotide messenger RNA. RefSeq lists its product as hypothetical. The record is from RefSeq and is a predicted model, not a curated record. The transcript has 2 exons. Lineage: Eukaryota; Fungi; Ascomycota; Eurotiomycetes; Eurotiales; Aspergillaceae. The annotation marks the transcript as partial.